This is a messenger RNA of Juglans microcarpa x Juglans regia, 1067 nucleotides long. RefSeq lists its product as uncharacterized. The record is from RefSeq and is a predicted model, not a curated record. Bases 92 to 757 code for a protein of 221 amino acids. The transcript has 3 exons. NCBI's taxonomy places the organism in Eukaryota, Viridiplantae, Streptophyta, Magnoliopsida, Fagales, Juglandaceae.
CUCGGAUAUUGAAAAGAAAUCCACAGACCAACCACGCGUCCUUCUCUCCGAUGCUCUGUGUCUCGUAAGGUGUUCUUCGAGGGCAACGACAAUGGCCUCUGCAGCCAAACCCAUCACCAUAUCCAUCCUCCUCCUCCUCCUCUUCUUCUUCCUUACCAUUUCUCUCUGCAAAUCCAGAGAGGAAUAUCCAACACCAGCCCCAUGGCCGCACCAAUUCCACUCCAUAAUCUUCAUGAACAACAGCGGCUCCCUACAGAUAGUCGAUCUCUGGUACGAUUGGCCCAAUGGCCGGAACUUCAACAUCAUACAGAACCAGCUGGGCAAGCUUCUAUACGACCUUGAAUGGAACAAUGGUACUUCCUUCUUCUACACAUUGGACUCGAACAAAGAGUGCAGGACCAUGCACUUUGAGGUGGGUAGUCUUCGCCCAAAUUGGCUCGACGGCGCCAACUAUCUGGGUCAGCGCCGAGUCGAUGGCUUCCUCUGCAAUGUUUGGGAGAAGGUGGACUUCAUUUGGUACUAUGAGGAUGUCGUCUCCAAGAGGCCCGUUCGUUGGAUUUUUUACACGGGGAUGGAUGCACAUGUGAUGACGUUUGAAGUGGGAGCCGUGCUCGAGGAUGCCCAGUGGCAAGCCCCUCUGUACUGUUUCGACAGGAGGGGUAAUGGAUCCGACCCAACUGCACUAUUUGCCAUCACCGGCGCUUCUCGGGAGCAUUUUCUGGGUGGAGUACUUCGAGGCUCCAGUAAUAAACUCUGAGGAUGAAAGGAUGACAUGCCCUUGUCUCAAUCGAACUUUAUUCGGGAAGUUGGAAAAUUCCAGGGUGCUCGAAGUAUACAAUGAAACGGAAAAGGAAGUGUUUUUUAUAUUUUUACUGUUCUUAAAAAAAACAAAAAUCUCUUUAUUGUCUUCAAGCAUACGAUGGGAAGCAAUUAUGUUCAAAUAUAGAGAGGACUGUCAAAUUCUCUGUUACAAUUAUGUGGCUGCCUAGCAAUGGGUUGCAUUCUGCAUGGUAAAAAAGAACUUUGUUGUAGAAGCCAGUAUAAUCUAAAGCACGAUAUUUACUUUC